Messenger RNA from Cyanidioschyzon merolae strain 10D, 843 nucleotides. RefSeq lists its product as hypothetical. The transcript has a single exon. NCBI's taxonomy places the organism in Eukaryota, Rhodophyta, Bangiophyceae, Cyanidiales, Cyanidiaceae. The record is from RefSeq and is a predicted model, not a curated record. The coding region runs from base 1 to 843 and encodes 280 amino acids.
AUGGACGUAUCCGCGCACCUUGCGGAACCGGGGGGACAGUGCGAACUGCCAGAGUCCAGAACAGAACGGCCCCGCACCGAGCCACAGACAGGAGGACACUCGAACAGCAUCGCGACUGCUGAAAACCAAAAAAGCCCGAACGCAGACAGGCAGGAAGCACCUCGUUGCACGAAAGCGUUCGCUGGAACUGAAACUAGUUCAGGCAACCUGGACGGGGAGGCGCCCGUGGACAGUUGGGUUUCCGUGGAAGCCCCGACUAGCGAGGUCGACGAAAAGCCCGCGCUGAUAAGGCGAACAGUUGAGCAGUCGCCGGUUUUAUGCGUAAAAAUGGCAGGACAUGAAAACGUUGAAACCCCUCUUUAUUUGCAUUCAAGUUCGUCGCAACCAAAACUGUCCAGUGCAGAGACUACAAGAGUGGGGCUAUAUCGCACACGCUUCCCGAACAUGAAUAGAGUUCGUGUGCAUGCCUCCAAAGCUCUCGGUCGCUGGUCAAAGUUCAUUGCGGAAGAGCUCCGCUCGGGUUCGUUGGUUAACGAAUACAGCGCAUGGGUGACGACUGUCCUCGUGUGUACCUUGCUGGUAUACUUGCUAACGAUAACUAUUAGCAUUCUGUACGCUGUCCUUUGUGCAGCCCUUACUGUACUCGUUUCGUGUGCAGGCGCGAUAACUGCGGCAUUUGUUUGGAUUGCUCUUUUGUUGAUGGUCAGUAUUCCGAUUUUCGUAAUCGUUCUAGUAUCCUUGCUGGCAGCUACUACAGGCAUAUUUGCAUUGAAAGUCGGUUUGGAUGGCAUCAAGUCCAACACAGACCAGAUUGAAGACGACGACGAUCCACAGGACUUGUAA